UGCAAAUGUUGCGGCCAAUUGAAAAAAUGAACUCGAAUUUUCUAAUUAUAUUCGCGUAUGUGUGGUACAUUGUUGUAAGUGCUAAUGCAUCGGACAUAUCCUAUAGUCAGGAUACAUAUGCAGACGCCUUGCAAAACUCACAUAAAAUAGACUUCGAUGCGACUGGAGGAGGAUAUGAUUACAAUCCACCAAAAGACAUAAACUACCUACCACCAGCCACCUCACCACCGGUUCCUGUAUACGGCCCACCACCAGAUGUCAGCGGAGGAGGCUAUGAUUACAUUCCACCUAAAGACAAUAGCUAUUUGCCACCAGCUCCACCACCACCUGUUUACGGCCCUCCACCAUUGUAUAAUUAUCCACAGGCACCUUUUUAUAAGCCAGCACAUCCUAUACCGUAUCAUUCACAUGAUUCGUUUUUGGCCAAGCUAAAAUCGAAAAUUAGUCUCUUUACGCUUGGGAAAUUAGUUUUAAAACUUUUGAUAUUUAAAAAAAUAGUGAAAUUCAUCGGAAUAAUUUUUUUGCUACUAGUAUUACCAAAGCUAAAGAACUUAUUUCACGAUAAUAUGAGUGGUGAAGAUGAUGAAAUGAACAGCAAGCAUGUGGAGACUGAUAAGGAAAAAUUGGAAAAACAAAUAAAUGAUGUUUAUGAGUUUAUAACUAGCUCGAUACAAGAUUUUGAAGAAAAAUAUACGUAAAGCGAUGAACCUGUUU
Drosophila innubila is the source of this 714-nucleotide messenger RNA. RefSeq lists its product as uncharacterized. Lineage: Eukaryota; Metazoa; Arthropoda; Insecta; Diptera; Drosophilidae. The record is from RefSeq and is a predicted model, not a curated record. The transcript has 3 exons. Bases 6 to 698 code for a protein of 230 amino acids.